Molecule: messenger RNA, 3921 nt
Organism: Eriocheir sinensis (Chinese mitten crab)
Lineage: Eukaryota; Metazoa; Arthropoda; Malacostraca; Decapoda; Varunidae
Product: decapping and exoribonuclease protein-like
Exons: 9
Coding region: 123-1364 (413 amino acids)
Biological process (GO): nuclear-transcribed mRNA catabolic process; NAD-cap decapping
Cellular component (GO): nucleus; cytosol
Molecular function (GO): mRNA 5'-diphosphatase activity
Source: RefSeq, a predicted model, not a curated record
GUACGAUAAUCUGGCAACGGUGAGCUCCACCCAGGCGGAGAAUACGUGUAGUGUUCGUGUAGUGGACCAACCCAGCAGUUCGUCGGUACCAGUCCAGCCCAUUCAGCCGCAGGUCUCACAACAUGGAACGGCAUCACCCGCGAGGCAACUGGCGCCACAGGGGCGACGAUGACUCUGAGCGCGGACAAGAAGGGAGGCUGGUUCAAGGACGAGGACGAGGACGAGGACGGGGCAGAGCUGCAGAGCACGACCCCAACUGCUUCCCCGUGUUGAACGCCUCAAGGUACGAGAGGGAGGCCCCACUUCUGCCCCCGCCCACCGUGCUGGGGUCGUUCUCUGUGGACAAAGAAAAGAACAUCAUCUUCAACAACUCCAUGAUGCCCAAACUGUGCGAAAUGUACAUUCCGGACGGCGAAUUCAUGGAGGUGGAUAUAGACCUCAAAAAGGGCUGGGAGAGAGGCAAUUACGGAACAGGAAGGUCAGGUGAAGGGAUAGGGCGUCGCCUUCAAUGGAUUCUUCGGAACCAGGAAAAACUAAAAGCUGAAGACUCGCCUGACAGACUGGCGGCUGAUUUUGUGUGCUCAAAUAGCAUGCUCAAGAAAUUCAUGCUGGCCCCGUAUGCACAACAUCCUAAGAACUUCAAUGCUCAGUGGAAGAUUUAUGCCAAAUAUUUCAAGGGAACGAUAUACAUGACAAAGGAAAAUCUAGACCAGAAGAAACACAGCAAGGGAGUUCGCCAGGAGGAGGGGGCCAACCGGGAGGAGGGGGCCAUCCAGGAGGGAGCCCGCUACGGGCAUAGGUUUGAACAGUACAUGACGGGAGGGGAUCCCAAUGGUGUCCUGGAAGGUGACUGCCAGUUCCAGUGUGUGCUGCAGCUGGACCUGAACGGGAAGUCGCUGCUCCUCUCCGCACACAUCGAUGCAGCAGACCCAACACGCCACCAAGAAGACUUCAGGGACAUGAACAGCUUUGUGAGACUGAAAGCACGGAAGGACUCGACCAAACAACAUGCUGAUAAUAUCUAUAGGAGGUAUGUCCUAAACGAAUGGUGGAUUGAAAACAAGAUAACAGGUGUCCCACGGCUUCUGGUAGGCAAAAGGAACGCAGAUGAAGUGGUGUACACACUGCAGAUGUUACAAACAGAUGACAUGCCUGAUUUGGCUCAGGGGAUGUGGGAACCAUCCGUAUGCAUCAAUUUCUUGGACGAGUUCCUCAAUUUUGUCAAAGAAAAGGUGGUCGCGGAACCUGACGUGGUUCAUCGCUUUGAGAAGUCUGCCGAACUCCGUAAGAUCCUCCACUCCAGCAGUCCUAACCUGGAAGACUUUUUACCCGACUGGUACAAAGAACAGCUCUUCGCCACAUAAAACUGAGAGAGCAACUGAAGCGAUGGUAGUAACUAAGGGUAACAUACCAAAUAUCAUGUCUCAUAUAGGCAGCCUUGAGAACGGUCAUUCAUUUUCCCUCGUAUAGCCUACCAGUAAGUAAAACAACGAGAAUGAUCAACUACAUUUUUAUCAACAACAGUAUCACUUAUUGUACUGAAGUGUGAUUGUUACAAGUCCCAGAGAAACACAGGUAAUUUACGACAAUUGAAAGAAUAGCUCAAACUUCGUGGGCCCACAGACGUGAUUGGUGGUGACGCCCGCUGGCUGGCAACUCUGAACAUACCUCAUUAUGGCGGUGGGGGCGGGGAAGACGGUGGCUGAGUGGUUAACGUGCCGACGCCUCAUCCUACGCGGGUUCAUGUCCCACCCGGUACCACAUGCUGGGAUUUUUCAGUCACCGCCGAGUGGCCUAAUACUACCCACAUAUUGUCCAGAAGACCACCUAUCAACCCAGACUCUAAAUUUCUCUCUAAAAGAGGUCAAUAAUGAGCUACUUGGAACAGUAUGAGACAACCAAGAUGGCGCCACUAUAAAACAUUUGCCUGAGCUACAACAGGCUGGGGCCGACUAUCAGGACCCUCCAAGAAAGACCGGCGCCAAAGGUGGAAUAAAUGCAUGACAAUAUCAAUGCUUCUUUAGCAGUAACAAAAUGGACACUUGUAAAAGUUCCAAUCAUUCCUAUUGCAGCAUAUUGCAUUGCAUAAGGAAAAUACCAAAUAUAUUGAUAUUUUGAUGUAUGUCCUAAGGCAGUGGUUAUUAACCUUUUUCAUCGUCUUACCCCCUGAGACUCUCCAGGGCAUUACCGUGACCCCUAUGUUAAAUAUUGUAAUGGUGAACUUUGAGUAAAGGUAAACAAAAUUGAAUAAAGAUCCCGAUUAAUUGAAAAUGUUACAAAUAAAAAAACUGAAAAAUGACAAAUUCCCUUUUUUUUUUUUUUUUUUUCCGCCUAUGGAGCCGGCAGGCUUGCAUGGAGGGGACUGAUGGUAUGGCCCAGCCCGUUGUGGCGCAGGCAAAUAUUUUAUAGUGGCACCAUCUUGCAUUGGCUCAUGCUGCCCCCCCGGAGCUCAUCUUGGAUCCUAGAAUCUAGUCCGAGUCCGGGUUGAUAGGUGGUCUUCUGGACAGCAUGUGGAUAGUCUUAGGCCACUCGAUGGUGACUGAAAAAUCCCGGCUUGUGACACCGGGCGGGGCGCAAACUCGCGUCGUCCUAGAUGCGGCGCCGUCACGCUAUCCACUCAGCCACCGCCUCCUAUACUAAAACAGUACAGACCAUCAGGCUUUUUUCGCUUAUAAACAUUUAUAAAUUGGGCCAGAUGAUAGCCAAUAUAGCACAGUAUCCAUUAAAAACGCAUCAUUGAUAAAUGUAAUUGUUCACGAGAGGUAUAUUAAUUUCUCUUAAGAAAAAAAAGUCACCAUAAAAUUAUAGCCUAUUUUUUUUUAAUGCAAAAUAAUAGCUUAGUAUUCCUAAAUGCAAUAUAAUAGCUUAGUAUUUCUAAAUGCAAAAUAAUAGCCUAGUUUCCUAAAUGCAUAAAAGUAGUCAAUUUCUUAAAUGCAAAAUAAUAGCUUAGUAUUCUUAAAUGGGUUGAUAAGUGGUCUUCAGGACAGCAUGUGGGUAGUGUUAGGGCACUCGACGGUGGUCAGCGGUGGAUUCAAAGCUGCGUCAUCCAGAACUCUGCGGAAUGCGGGACUGGUGUGGUGUUGUCUGCCAUCCCGUUUCGUGAGACAUCCCAUCCUUAACUUCGCAUCGUGGAACCCAAUCUUUACCAUCAUAAAGUAAUUAAGUGAAGCAUCUAAGUGUAAAAAAGUACCAAGGAGGACCUAAAAAGCAAUGCAAAGCGGAACAGGUCACAGGAAGAAGUGAUGGUUGAUAUUCUAGUUAUAUACACAUACGUCACCAUUUGCUUUUACAAUAAUAUAAAUAAACUAGGGUGGGAUAGAUCCCGACAAGCUGUCGACGAAAGACACAGUACCGUGUCGAAAUUCAUGUAUGUAUUCAGGAUGGGAUGUCUCAGGACACGAGGAUGUCUGACGACACUACACAGCAACCACCUCCACCACCGCUUAGCAGAGUAACUGUGGCAAUUGAUAUUGUUGUUGUUGCCCUUCAUGAACGAACAAAAGGUCUGUCACAACGACAACCUUAUGAGACUUCUGUGCCCCCCAGAUGGACUAGCCCAUCCCAGUUAUUUAGCGGGGAUGGGAUGAACUCUGGCUGUGCUGCGGCGACACGCCGUGUUCGGCAUGAAGGGUAGGGUGGAGCACCCCAAGAGGUCUGUCACCACCGCCAGACAGAAAGAGCUUUGCCUGAGUGAGUGGAUCUGUGUGGUGGGAGCGGUUCACGUGGCUGGGCCUUCUGUUGGCACAUAGGUUUUGGCGUGUUAUAUACAAACAUACAUAUUAUAUACAUAGUAAAGUUUGUAAUUAGUUCAUAAGUAUCAGUAAUCGCUAUCCAAUAUUUUCAGACAGCAUUACAAUUUACACUCCUUGUACUGUAUUCCAGUUUUAUUAUAUACAUCAGCGAAAUAAAACCAUUUUAUCA